Messenger RNA from Triticum urartu, 2126 nucleotides. The record is from RefSeq and is a predicted model, not a curated record. Lineage: Eukaryota; Viridiplantae; Streptophyta; Magnoliopsida; Poales; Poaceae.
GCCCCACGUCUCGACCAAAACGCCAGAAGAAGAGCAACCGCGUUGGUUUGGACUUUGGACUUGGGGUCGGGUUCACAUUUACACUCCACACACCACACACACGGAGGGUCGACGCGCGGCCUCCCCGUUCACACUCACACUAACACUCCAGCCAGCGGUCUCUCCACGCUCCACAGUCCACACCGGCCUCGGCGGUGGCGAUCGAUGGCCGGGGUCAACCCAGCACCAGCAGGCUGGAGCGGCGGCGACGGCGACGGCCACUGCGAGGACUGCGCCGGCGGCGACGGGAAGCAGUUCGUCAUCGUCGCCUCAGAGGGCUUCCGCGACCACGCGUCCAUACCGCCAGAGGUUGGGAGCCAUCUCAGGAAUAUGAUCCGUGAUAUAGAGCAUGUCAAGCUUGAAGCUCCUGAUGGCCGGACGUGCGAUGUUAAGAUUAUGAUGUUCUAUAAGAUGUUUCUCUUUACAUCUGGAGAAACAUCUGGAUGGCAAGAGUUUGUAGCUGCAAAUGAAAUUCAAGAAGGUCACUCGAUUGUGUUUGUGUAUCGUGGGAACUCCACCUUCAGAGUUAAUAUAUCCAAUAUAUCUGGCCAUGAGAAUCCUUCUUCCUUCUCUGAACCACCUCCCAAGAUCUUCGGAGCCAUUCCUCCUCCGCACACUUCUUGUGAUCAUCGUAUGCUAAUGAAAGGCAAAGUGAAUCACCAUCUUAAAGUCAAAUGUUUUUUGCAAUGCUUAUCUGAUCAAUGUAAAAAACAGACUUUAUGUGCAGAACAAGUGGUGCCUGAUCCCUCUGGACAUGUUGACGCCUCAACCGUCGUUGGCUAUACGUUGUCAAGUGGGUGUUGUCUAACCAAAGCACAGGAGGAGAAAGUACUUGAACUAGCUCACAGAAUGAGGUCUGGAAUUCCUCUACAUGUGGCAACCAUGGCCAAAAGAAAUGUUAAAUUGAAGGACAGUUGUAUUUACAUCCCCUUGAGACUUGUCGACCAUUUCGAACCUGACAUUACACUCAAAGACCACGAGGAAAAGAUACAUGGUGUUCGAGCAAGGAAGCACGAUGCUGACCAGAUAGUCUUAGAAUCUGGGUGGAGUGAAUUUGUGUCUAAACAGCGCAUACAAGAGAAUGACCUCAUCGUUUUCAAAAAGGGGAAACCUCACAUCGAAGUUUUCAUCCUUGAGAAAACCUCAUCAUCUUUUUUCACGGGAAAUUGUUCCUAUGCCCAAGAAGUCAUUGAAUUGAGCUGUUCUGAUGACGAUGACAUCGUGGUAGAAGGCACGAGAAAAUCCAGGCGGCUAUCAGGAUGUUGUGUGAAGGCUAAGAAGAUGGCUUCAGUAUCCCCCCCUUGCGCUAGAUCAGGUUAUAAUAUUGUAGUCACAUGUGCAAUUUUUUAUUUGCCAUAAUUUCAUAUGAUUUUUGGUUAUUGUAUCCUCACCAUAAGAAAGUAGGGAUAUUUUUUGUAGAAUAUGGAGCUCCCAAUCUGAAUGAAGUUGUUUCAGAACCUCCUAGGUCCAACAAUUUCUUGGGACCUUCACGGCGUCGUCGCUACAUUUUAGCCCAACGGAAAGGUCUAAAGGGGCAAGCGAGAAAGAAAGUGGAAGAGAAAGUCCAGGCAAUUUGUUCUGAAUUUCCUGUGUUUGUGAAAGUGAUGAACAAAUCCAGUGUUACUUUCAAAGCAGUACGCGAAAUACACUCUCUGAACUUCUGUGUAGGGUAUGCUUCUGAAUGCCUCCCGGCUGAGCAAAAAUGCCUCCUCCUUCUGCUGGAAGGCGACGAGAGGGAGUGGACUGGUAAGUUGGACAUCUCGAUGAAGGGCUCGAGGAAGGGAAGGAGGUGGAUCCAUGGAGCCUGGAGGAACUUCCUCUCGCAAGUUGGGCUGGAGGAGGGAGACAUCUGCCUCUUCGAGCUGGUAGACAAGAGUGCAGGUUGGAUCACGAUGAAAGUCCACCUGAUCCGCAGGUCGGAGAUGCAGCCAUAGCUCUCGAUCCUGCACCAGUUUCCUUACCUAUCUAUUGUAUCUAAUGUGGCUGUAAAAUCUCUGAUUAAACAUGUUAUGAGAGAGCUUAGCUAACUGAUGAGCAACUUGACCUGUAGAACUUGUUAAACAACUCUUCUGGCAUCUAAUUCGGGA